This is a messenger RNA of Haliotis rufescens (red abalone), 1561 nucleotides long. RefSeq lists its product as uncharacterized. NCBI's taxonomy places the organism in Eukaryota, Metazoa, Mollusca, Gastropoda, Lepetellida, Haliotidae. The record is from RefSeq and is a predicted model, not a curated record. Gene Ontology annotation, molecular function: L-ascorbic acid binding; iron ion binding; procollagen-proline 4-dioxygenase activity. Gene Ontology annotation, cellular component: endoplasmic reticulum. Gene Ontology annotation, biological process: peptidyl-proline hydroxylation to 4-hydroxy-L-proline. Bases 82 to 756 code for a protein of 224 amino acids. The transcript has 7 exons.
AUUAGGAAAAAGGGAUUUCCCAGAAGAAAGACAGGAGAGAGAAAUUUGGAAAAUACUGAUCAUCGGCUGAAUCACCGGAGCAUGGGCGCGAAACAGUCUAUCAGUGACAAGCCAGAUAUUGUGUACAAGAAAGUCGAUCUUCCAGAGGACUCUAAACACAAACUUGCGUUUGUUUUGGAAAAUGUCCUGUCACCAGAGGAAUGUCAGUGGUUCAUCGAGAAGACCGAGCAGAAAGGGUAUAAAAGAGCUCUGGUCACUCUUGGCGAUCGGCAGGAAUCGAAACCGGAAUUGAGAAACAGUUCCCGAUAUAUGUGGGAGUCGACGAAGGAGUCGGAGAAACUAUGGAACAGGGUGAAGACAUAUAUCCCCGAGGUGUUUAACGGGAGGAAGGCUUUGGGUCUGAAUGAAAGACUUCGCUUCCUCCGCUACGAACCUGGAGAAUAUUUCAGGAUUCACAAGGAUGGGAUCUACACCAAGAAAAACAUGGAGCGAAGCUACAUCACUGUACAGCUGUAUCUGAAUGAGGGCUUUCAGGGAGGAUGCACAACUUUCUUUUCCAGUGAUGCUGUUCAGAAGGUGCCAAUUGUACCCAGGCAAGGGUCAGCGCUGAUAUUCCAACACGACAUUCUCCACGAGGGGUCGGAGGUGAUGGAGGGACGGAAGUACGCGGUCAGGACAGACGUCAUGUACUCGGCUGAGCGAGUAGCAGAUGCACCUGAUGAACUCUCCGAGGAUGAAGUAAACUCCUCGACAUGAUGAAACAAGGAGUUGCUGCAGAGCAUCACUUGUUCCCUGCAAUAUAAUGUUAUGUGCAGAGGAAGGAAGUGUAAGCUAUGGGAGGAGAGAAUUGGUGAAAAGUACAAAUUUGUUGUUAUUAACGUAGUUAUCUUUGGAAAGCACAAUAAAAGAAACACUGUUAAUAAACUUCAGUUCAAAUGUAAAAAUUCACGCAAUUAUUAAGCAAGCAAGUUAAGAACACACAGUUUGGUCAAGUCAUCUAUAAAUAUUGAGAAUUAUCUUACAUAUUGUAAAAAUAAAGGUCAUAGGUCACUUUUCUCAAAACUUCGUUUAAGUCAUCACAAACUAAAUGUUGAAAAUUUGGUAGAUAUACAAAACCACCAACCCCAUUGGAACAGCGUCUCUGUGAAACAUGUGAUGUCUUAGAAGAUGAGCAACAUCACGCACUGUCUUGUAUAAAAUACAACCAAGAAAGAGGAUCACAAAUAAUCCUCAAUCAUGAUAAAGAACACUUCUUAAUAAUUUUAUCAACAGCUAUCCAGAAACAACUUCAAAGAUCUGUUAUCAUAUCAACAAUUACAAACAAAUUCCUUGUAUGUACAACAUUACAAUAGUUUUGCUCACUUCUCAUAUUGUUUCCAUAUCAUUGUGAUACACUUAUUUUCAUAAAAAUUGUUAUAAUGUACCUCCUUUGUAUGUUGAAGGUACCUUUGUUUUUUAAUUGUCGUUUAUUGUGCAUGUAUUUUGUAGUUUGUGAUAUAUUGUGUAAUAUUGCCACUGUUUCUUCAUGGAAUGUUCCGCAAUACAUAUCUCAUCUAAAACA